Molecule: messenger RNA, 584 nt
Organism: Cucurbita moschata (crookneck pumpkin)
Lineage: Eukaryota; Viridiplantae; Streptophyta; Magnoliopsida; Cucurbitales; Cucurbitaceae
Product: basic form of pathogenesis-related protein 1-like
Exons: 1
Coding region: 56-535 (159 amino acids)
Cellular component (GO): extracellular region
Source: RefSeq, a predicted model, not a curated record
CUCUAUAAAUGCCCUCUACCGGACCCCAAAUCCCCUCCACCAAGACCUUUUGAAAAUGGCUUCCCCCACCAUUCUCUCUACCAUAUGCUUAGUAGGGUUCCUCCUAGCUCCCAUCUCCAACGCCCAAAACUCCCCGGAAGACUUCGUCGACACCCACAACGACAUCCGAGCGGCAGUCGGGGUCGGACCGGUCUCUUGGGAUGAUAAUCUCGCCGCCUAUGCUCAGAAUUACGCCUAUAGUAAGAUCGAAACCUGCGAGAUGGAGCACUCUAAUGGACCUUAUGGGGAAAACCUUGCCGAGGGGUACGGCGAGAUGACCGCCGUGGAAGCAGUGAAGUUUUGGGCGACCGAGAAAAAGUUCUACAACCACCAUUUGAAUCGAUGCGUCGGGGACGAGUGCGGUCAUUAUACACAAAUAGUGUGGAGGAACACUAAGAAUAUCGGGUGUGCUAGAGUGAAAUGUGAGAACAAUUGGGUUUUUGUGAUCUGCAGCUAUUAUCCUCCUGGAAAUUAUGUAGGCCAAUAUCCUUACUGAACUUGGGGGAUCUAUUAAGAAAGAACUUUAUGAUGUUCUUAUUGAUAAU